Molecule: messenger RNA, 3657 nt
Organism: Amphibalanus amphitrite
Lineage: Eukaryota; Metazoa; Arthropoda; Thecostraca; Balanomorpha; Balanidae
Product: two pore potassium channel protein sup-9-like
Exons: 6
Coding region: 870-1976 (368 amino acids)
Biological process (GO): potassium ion transmembrane transport; stabilization of membrane potential
Cellular component (GO): membrane
Molecular function (GO): potassium ion leak channel activity
Source: RefSeq, a predicted model, not a curated record
GUGCCGCCGGCAGCUGGCGACGCGGCCGGCAGUGGGGCGCGGUCGGAGGACGCGGCCGCGACGCAGAGGGCGGCGGAGCGCGACCGACGCACAUCGGACCAGGGUUCAUACAACGAAUCAAGUCGUCGUCGGAGAGAUCCGAAUACUGGAUACAGACAUCCCGUCGCUCCAAACGAGAAGUAAAUCAUUUCAUACCAGGACUUUGUCAUCCUGAACUGUGCCGGGCAGGCUAUCACAGCCAACGGAAAGUUUCCUCUGCAAGGAAAUUAACAGCUGCGAUCCCAGCUAACGAACUCACGGCCGGCACUCGCGGAUAAAUCCACUCAGUGAUUCGAGCCGCGAGCUUACCGAGCCGCCGGGCCGUGGAGGCACGACUGCAGAGCUGAGGCCGUCCGCGCCAGGUCAGCGAAACCUGCUGACCACAAGAUACAACUGCUGACUGCUGAGGGCAUUACCGGCCCGGCUGAGCCGCGUCUGAUGCUGGGUCAGCUGCGCCACUGACGGCGACUGACGCGGCACGUCAGGGUGACGUGGGGCAGACAGAGUCACACGGCAGGGUCGACGACAGCUCGGCGUGGCAACACCAGAUCUCUGCGGCUGCCUGCAGAAUUGGGCGUGGGACUGAAAUCAAUCUCACUCGGUAAUAGUUACCAGCGCUGGUACUUUCCGUGAUACCAGAAACUCAGUGACGUCAGUGACUCCAGUGACGUCAGACACUGCUGGGACAGUUCCCAGUGUGCGCAGUGACGCCAGACGAACCAUUGACUCCAGUAACUCCGUGACACCAGUGACUCCAGUGACUCCAGUGACGUCAGUGACUCCAGUGACGCGCCCCGGCCAGCCGGGAGCCCGAGACUGGCCACGAUGAGAUGAAGAAACAAAACGUUCGCACCCUCUCUCUGAUCGUCUGUACUCUCACCUACCUGCUGGUCGGUGCGGCCGUGUUCGACGCCUUGGAGUCGGAGAACGAGAGUCGCACGCUGCACCUCCUCAACAACAUGAGCUCGAUGAUCCGCGGCAAGUACAACAUCUCCGACAGCGACUACAGCAUCAUGGAGACGGUGGUGACCAAGUCGGUGCCCUUCAAGGCCGGCAACCAGUGGAAGUUCGCCGGCGCCUUCUACUAUGCCAUUACCGUCCUCACCACUAUCGGGUACGGCCACUCCACGCCCCGAACUGUGGGCGGCAAGGUGUUCACCAUGUGCUACGCCCUGGUCGGCAUUCCGCUAGGCCUGGUCAUGUUCCAGAGCAUCGGCGACCGCGUCAACCGCGCCAGCUCGAUCGUCAUCCGCGCCGUGAAGAGGCUGCUCAAGUGCUCCUCCCAGGAGGCCUCCGAACUGAACCUCAUCUGUGUCGUGUUCACGCUCAGCGUGCUGGUCAUCACGGGCGGAGCGGCCGCCUUCUCACGCGAGGAGGGCUGGACGUACUUCGACUCGGUCUACUACUGCUUCAUCACGCUCACCACCAUAGGCUUCGGCGACAUGGUGUCACUGCAGCAGGACAACGCGCUCAACACGAGGCCCGACUACGUGGCGUUCGCGCUGGUGUUCAUCCUGUUUGGGCUGGCGAUCGUGGCGGCCAGUCUGAACCUGCUCGUGCUGCGGUUCGUCACCAUGAACACGGAAGACGAGAAGCGAGACGAGGCAGAGGCUCUCCAGUUGGCACAGGAGACGGUGCGGUUAGAGGGUGACGUCAUCACCGCCAACGGAUCGGUGAUCUUCUCGCCGGACCAGCGGUCGUCUCCGAGUGACCUGACCAGCGUGUGCAGCUGUCGGUGCCAGCUCUGCUGUCCAGCGCUCCGCCGGCCCAAAAACAGGUACACUGUGAAGCGGCGUCCCGGACGAAUAUCGCACCUACUACCGCACACCAUAGCGAUGGAGACCAUCAGCCAUACGCAGACGGCCGAGGACAUACUGGCAGCAGACUCCUCAGAAACCAGUCUGAACAACAUCACCGGCUCGCGAAUCUCCGUCUAGCACGACGGACAGCGACACUGCUGCACAAAAAGACUGCGAACUAGUGAGAUUUCUGAACAGGAAACUUGUGAUUGGGGUUUCACAAAGUGCUGGGUGUAUGAUCAAGCGGCUGGUGAGAUCCAUGAACUCGCUGAGCUGGAGAGAUGGCAGAGUGUGUCCGUGGACCUCGGGACGUUGAACACACCAGUGCGGAUAUUGGGGGCAGACGGCUGAGCGGACGACGCAGUGCGAGCUGGGAACGGCGCGAUGGGUGUCAGCUGGACCGGUGCUCUCAGAGGGUAUCAGAGAGCGGGGGCGGAGGAUGGGGAGAGUGGACCGUCAGAGGACACCAAACCCACGCACCACGCCCACAGAAUGAGAAUGUGUGACCCGGACUGAUGGACGGACUGGGAGCCAGGACUGACGGACUGGACAGCUCCGGCGACCGCCCGCGAUCCACGGAGGAUCUACGGCGCCGCUGGCCAGUGAUACGGCAACUACAGUGAUAUAUUCCAAAUGUCCGCUCAAAUGGCGUCGGGUGUGCGGUGCAGUGGCCGGCGGCUCGGCGGCGGAGAGCGCCGAGAUCGGCAGUCGCACAAAGCCGACAUGGGUGCCUUGUGGAUCCGCCUAGGUCCGAGCUGCAUUUGAGACGAAUAUAGACCGGGAACGACCAAAAACUGGGUCAGCUCGGUCGAGUAUCUGGGUCAGUUCUGGCUUCAAUCUUGAUUGUAUUCGAGUUAGGGCAGCCACAGCUCGGACCUGGGGCGGAUCCAUGAGGGGCCGACCGGGUCGCGGUCGCCGCGGCGCCGGUGGGCCGGCCGUCCGCCGUCGUGCCGGCAGCCCGGCUGGCUUUCAUCACCGCUAGGGAUCGAUGCCGGUCGUGUGGAGGUGGGAAACAGUCGCUAGGAGUUGGGCGACACCGCGACCGACGGCCCACCGCGCGCGGUGAGACGACCGAAUACGCCACAACGGCCGCACAUGUGAUCAACAGGGGUGCAUUGAAGAAUGUGACCUGAGGAGAAAAAGGGAGGGUGAUUUUUUGUUCUGCCAGUGUAUAUCGUCCUUAUCGUGGUAUCAUUAUACUAAUGAUACCGGGUGGAGAGCAAUGCAAGCGCCAAUGAAUUGUGCAUGCGGAUUAAUGAGGUGGGUUGUUGGAUUUUCUGGUAGGAUGCAAGUGACAAUGGUUUUGACGGCGCUGUUAUUCAUCCGUCUUUGCAGCUUCUGACUGCUCCCCUCAGCGCCCCGUCCUUUACAAAACCUUGUUAAUUGAAACGACGGGGUACCUGUAUAUAGUAGUCAGCCCGUCUUUUGAUGCUCAACGUUCAUGUUGUCCACCUUUUCAGAGUCAUUGUGUGCGAGCUGUAGCGUUUUCCUUGAAACAGCACACUCGCUCACGAAUCCUCCUGGUACGGCACAAAUUGGAUACACGUAGGUAUUCACUAUCUUCAGGUUGUGUGGACACAUUCUAUACCGUAGACAGGUGCGCUCUAGUCGCAUGAGUUAUAGCCAUGAUGUUUCUAGUCUCGCUACACUUACAUGCUACCUGCGUUAUGCUUUAUACGCCCGCUCUUCGUGCACCAACACUUUUCAACCACUGUAUUAUAGCUGUGGGUUGACGUACUGCUUAUUGGUUUACCGCUUUCUUGAGUAAGCGUCCACAAGUUGUUUGAAAAGACUUUUUGAAGUACAUGUAAAUGCUAAU